This is a messenger RNA of Ostertagia ostertagi, 1392 nucleotides long. The record is from the annotation of a GenBank genome assembly. NCBI's taxonomy places the organism in Eukaryota, Metazoa, Nematoda, Chromadorea, Rhabditida, Trichostrongylidae.
AUGAUACUAGAGUUAAAGCCUACGAGCCAGAGAUUAGAAGGAGACCUAACAGCUGUCCUCAACGAAAUAAAAGUUCAAGUGAAUAUCACUACAUCACUGCGAAACGAAUGGUUCCGCCUCCUUUGCAGUACCACACUUCACGAGAUGGGAACAGCUGAAAGACUUCAGCUUCUGAAUCAGCAUCUACUAACGGCCAACCUCACUAAAGAGCGACUCCUGCGUCUCGGCACUCGCUAUGUUCUAACGGACCGCAUUUAUGAGAGCAAUGCCCAGAACGAUCAGGAGUUAGCGGCCAGAAGAGAAGAGUGGUUACAGAUAGAAAAUGUCCAAGUCAAUACCAAGGACGUGAUGGCGCUCAUCGAGCGAGAUGUACGACGUUUGGGAACAACGAUCAAAGAAAUCACGGAGUACAUGGUGACGGCCGAAAAGGAGCUCAAGUCGAACCGGAGAGAAUUGGAGGCAGCAGAGGUCCUUACUAAGAGUGUGAAGGCAAUGCAAGAUCAGUUGCAGGCGUUAAGGAUGGAGCCCAAGAAAUCCGAUGAAAGCGUGAAGGCUUCUCGACCCGACAAACCCCAACCAUCGCAGGAGACCGACGACCAAUAUUUCGAUCGUUUGCUUCGUGAGUCAAGUGGUGAUCAAGUCGAAGAGACGCAGAAAAGCGAAGGAAAGGAAGAUGGAAAACAGUCAUCCGGACAGAUGCCGCCCGAGAAACCGUGCAGCAGCAAAACUUGUUCAAGGAAGAGAGCAUUAACCACAGAAGAAUCCACUGCUUCAUUAGCCGACCAACCAAGUGGCUCGGGAACUAAUGCAAAGAAGUCGAAGCCUGCCACUAGCCAGGAAGCAGCAGAUGAAAUGGCGGCCAUUCGGACAGAAAUUGAGAUAAUGGAUGCUACCCUGUCAAAGUACCCAUACAGGAUGAUAGUCGACUAUUCUGAAGGCAUUGACCCUAAAAUCGACUGUUCCUUCUGCGGAGUCGUGGGUGCCCAUUAUUCAGACUCGUGCCCUAAUGUCGUCGAUGGAAAUCAGAGGCUAGAAGUUGCAAAAUAUUGUGGCAGAUGUUUCAAGUGCAUGAAGUUUUGCCACGGCACGUGUAAAAAGAAGGAGAAGGGGUGCUGGUAUUGUAAGCCGCUCCAAGGAACACCUUUUGCGGACAUCAUUCCACCGUAUACACAUCACCGCGCAGUUUGCCCAGCACCAGACAAGAAGGAAGAGUUGCAACUCAGAAUGCUUCGCAAAAUCGAGGAGCUCACCAAUCUGGAGAGAGAGCGCACUUCUCGUCGUAGGGUUUCAAGUUACCGAGUAAACCGCGUGGCUGGACACGUCCAUAAGGCGAGCAAAACCCCACAAGUUCCGAUAGCCACCGAUACCGAACUUCCUUCGGCUGAACGCUAG